Hippopotamus amphibius kiboko is the source of this 225-nucleotide messenger RNA. RefSeq lists its product as uncharacterized. The transcript has a single exon. The record is from RefSeq and is a predicted model, not a curated record. NCBI's taxonomy places the organism in Eukaryota, Metazoa, Chordata, Mammalia, Artiodactyla, Hippopotamidae. The coding region runs from base 1 to 225 and encodes 74 amino acids.
AUGAGCUCCCAGAAAGGGAACGUGUCUCGUUCCAAGCCUCAGAGGCAUCAGAAUACUUUUAGCUUCAAAAAUGACAAGUUUGAUAAGAGUGUUCAGACCAAGAAAAUUAAUGCAAAACUUCAUGAUGGAGUAUGUCCGCCUUGUAAAGAAGUUCUUGAGUGGCGUAUAAAAUAUAGCAAGUACAAACCAUUAUCAAAGCCUAAAAACUGCUUCUCGUCUCUGUAA